AUGGAAAGCGCGUUUGAGUGUAAAGAUAAAAGUUUUUCGCUAAAUGAAAGUGAUAUUCCCGGAGCUAAGCUACCUAAGCCGAUUGAGGAAUGCAAUUGUGCAAUUUUACGACGAUGGCUUCUUUGCAGAGGAGCAAAAACCUCUGGUAAACUCUCUGAUUUACGACUGAGAGUCAAAAAUUAUAUCGAACAUAAACUGGCGGAAAAGUAUCUAUGUGACCCUGAUGGAGGCGUUCAUGUUUUGAAAAAGAAAGCACAAGCUGGUCUCCUACAUCAGACAUUGCCAUCAGAAGUUAAAAGUUUUCCUACCACAGGAUAUAGUGCCGACCUAACAAAUCUACCAAAAGUUACUUUUGGCACUGUAUGGAAGUUUAUGAUAGACAGCAUGGAAUUCAAAAGACGACUUUCAACUGCUAAGCCUCUAGUGAAAGGCUAUAAUUUCUUUAAGUCAAACCAUGUGCUGUGUUUGUAUUAUCUCCACAAGGAUUCAAAACAUUACAUCAAAAGUCAGGUCUUGCCUUCAAUGAAGAAAAAGAUGGUAUAUACUUGUUACAUUAAGCUUUCAUCAUUUGGCUUUGUUUUGUCAGCCAAAUGUGGGUGCCCAGCAGGUGUGGAUGGGAGAUGUAAUCACGUCUGUGCAACUCUUUUUUUCCUUGACUCUAUUUGUAAGAAAAAUAAGAAGUCAUCUUCAGAAAUUUCAUGCAUGUCAAAGCCAUGUGAAUGGAGUGUACCAAGAAAGAGAAAAGAAGAAGUGCAGCCAAUUUCUGCAAUGAAGUUCCAGAAAUAUGACUACAACAAAGAGAACAAAAAAGCAGAAGAUAAAUGCAAAUACCAGGAUGUCAGCUCCAUUAACCAGGAAGGUUUAAAUAGUAAAAACUUACAAAGCAUUUUUAACAAAUUUAAAGAACUAGAAAAUGAGGUUAGGAAGUCCAUUGGAUGUUGUCACAUUUUACCCCAGGAUAUCCCAGUUGAGAAGUAUGAGAAUGAACUCAUAUCUCCCAUAAAAGUUCAAGACAACCCUAUGGCAAUGAGUGCCAUUAAAGAGAGGAUGGAAAAGAUUAAGAAAUGCCUUUUCAUAGACUACAGAAAGGCCUCAGAAAUUGAAAAAGAAACUAGAGAGCAAUCCUUUAAUAAGAAAUGGCACCUACAUCGACAAUACCGCAUUACAGCAUCUAAAUUCUAUAGAGCUGCUGUACUUAAACAAACAACCUCACCAACAAAGGCCAUUAAUGAAAUUUUGUAUGCCAAAUUUUCAGCAACGAAGCAAAUGAUAAAAGGACUAGAAAUGGAACCAGAAAUAAUGAAGCAAUACAUAAAGGAGCAACACAAACGUGGACAUGACAAUUUGUCUGUGUCACAGUCAGUUCUGAUUGUUGGCAAGCAUGAUGAUGGUUUCUUAGGGGCUAGUCCUGAUGGCUUGGUUUGUGAUCCCUCGAACAAUAAUGAACCUUUAGGUAUCCUAGAAAUGAAGUUCAUAGAAACAUCUGAAAAGGAAAGUUUAACAGAAGCUGUCUUACGUAAGCAUGUGUGUAAGCACAAACUUGACAACAGUGGUAUUACAAUUAACAGAAACCACAAAUAUUUUUACCAAAUACAGCAGGGAAUGUAUUUAUCAGGGAGGAAGUGGGCAGACUUUGUGAUUGCUGGAUCUUGUUCACCUGGUAUAUAUAUUGAAAGAGUACCUUUUGACUCUAAUUUCUGGUGCAAUACUAAGGCAAAACUUAAGAUUUUCUAUGAAGAAUUUAUUAUUCCUGAACUAGCAUAUCCAAAGAUCAAGUAUGGGCUGCCAAGAAACAAUUUCACAGGAGAUAAUUAAAUGGUGUAACUUGUAAAGAUUUUUAAAACAUAAAUUACUAAGGAUAAAUAACAGUUGAAAA
Messenger RNA from Xenia sp. Carnegie-2017, 1876 nucleotides. RefSeq lists its product as uncharacterized. NCBI's taxonomy places the organism in Eukaryota, Metazoa, Cnidaria, Anthozoa, Malacalcyonacea, Xeniidae. The record is from RefSeq and is a predicted model, not a curated record.